This is a messenger RNA of Wyeomyia smithii (pitcher-plant mosquito), 1677 nucleotides long. It is a transcript of the gene Fam92, whose product is annotated as CBY1-interacting BAR domain-containing protein 1-B. The transcript is spliced from 5 exons. Gene Ontology annotation, cellular component: ciliary basal body; ciliary transition zone. Gene Ontology annotation, biological process: cilium assembly. Bases 178 to 1353 code for a protein of 391 amino acids. Lineage: Eukaryota; Metazoa; Arthropoda; Insecta; Diptera; Culicidae. The record is from RefSeq and is a predicted model, not a curated record.
CCGGAGCACUCAUAACUACUUGCUGGAAGCAAUAUUAUUCAACGGAAUGAAAUGCUUAUAAUGCGGUGAUGUUGCAACCCCAAUGUGUAAACAGUUACGCUGUCGAACCAGCUGAGUGUUGCAUUGUUAUUGAUUUUUCACGAGUAGCGAAACAUUGGCCACUUAGUACCAAUAAACAUGUUACGAAGUGCGAACACGGGCACAAUCUUGUGCGAGGAACAAUCGAAGUUCAUCCUGGAACGAAUCAGUACCGUUGAGAAACAUUUUAGUGAUUUAUGCGGAGCAUUUGCCGAGUUUACGAGAAAGGUAGCGCGAUUACGUGACAAGUCGGAUGAAUUGGCCCACGUUACCCAGGAUUAUUCCGAAACGGAAAAGUACAACAAAUCACUAGCAAACGGAUUGUCCAGCCUGUCCAAAGCAAUAACGUUGAUUGGCGAUUUUCAAGAUUUAGAGGUAAAGCGGUUAGAGAAUCGUAUUGUUUCGGAGCUUUCCCAGUAUGAAAUUGUCUGCAAGCAUUGCAAGGAUAGUGUGAAGGAUACGAUCCUGUCGCGCGACAAGGAGCUCACUAGAAGAAAGCAACUGGACCAAGCCAGGUUGCGAAAUGUUAGGGGAAAAAAGACGGCCAAAGAUGCCGAAUUGAUUAAAUCCAAUCUGGAGCUUUCGAAAAACCUGAAAGAGAUGGAAGAAAUUGUUGGCAGAUUCGAGAAGCAAAAACUGGCGGGCUUAAAAAGCCUUCUAAUGGAUUUCGUAAUGAUUGAGCUGAAGUUUCAUACAAAUGCCAUCGAAGUACUGUCCGCAACUUAUCAGGACAUCUCGGAUAUUGACGAAAACCGAGACUAUCAGGGAGUACACAAAGAAAUCAAACGGCAAAAUAGGCAAUUCAAGAAAUUUCUUCAGCAAGAUGAACAAUCCGACCGAUAUUUCCUUCAGCGAAUUAAAUCGCAAUCUAUGGGUGCGCUGAGUUCGAUGUUUGCUGCAGCUUCGAGCGGAAAUCGAAGAAAUAAGAGUUUGAGCUCAACGUCUUUAAAUUCAUCCCAAGAGCAGGAAAAACAGGCUGAAGGAACAGCCGUCGCUGAGGGUUCUGAACAGCAGGAACCACCGAAACCCGCCAGUCGCAAUCGCAAAACUAACGAGGCUUCCAAACAACGAUCGAUGGAAUCAUUGGACUUGAUGAAACACAAGCCUUCGGAUGAUGAAUCGAAAUCCUCUACAGUGGAUAGUGACAGCGAUGACGACGAUACAGACACCGGGACGGAUUCUGACGAACAGGAAGCAAAGCCACGCCCACAGAUUGCAAAGGUUAACCCUAAGGUCGAUCGAAAAGUAACUGUUAUAAAGCUAAAAGAUUACUAAAAAAAUACCAAAAAAGUUUAUAAGCUAAUAAUUUCAAAAGACACAUUUCACAGAACUCUGAAGAACCUUCCAGCUUACCAAUCAAUAUUCGAACCCCUGUGACAACAUAUUUUAUUAAAUCGAUCAAUGGAAUCGUUCGGAACAUGAAGCUAUGACUUCGCCUGAAGAAUGGACUGAGCAGCAGUAAUUUAUAUUUCAUUUACUUCAUUCGUGCCACCCCUGAUUUUUGUUUAGGAUGUAAAUAAAAAUGCGCCUGUUAAAUCGAUAACUUUUUUCUCGUCGACUUAUUCUGACUGAUUGUGCCAAUUAAAACCUUUUCCAAGU